AUGCUCGAGGACGGCAAUCACGCCAAACAGAGUAAUGAGAGCUCCUCUCAUCCAGCGAAGGAGGUAGUCCCAACCUCCGACGACGAGGAUAUCUACUUCAUUUCACAGUCGAGCGACAAGCUGAGCUCUAGCUCGAGCUCAGCACACGUUGCCCAGCACACCGCUCCAGCACCUAGUGAAGACGACGACGAGCCAGUUCUACCGCUUCGAGCGGAGCCACUAGUGCAAGCAGAUAGUCAGUCUGCUCAUGUCGCCGACGGAGGGCUGCAGAAGACAGCAACAAACAGCAUAUCAAUGACACAACAGACGCCGCCAAAUGACUCCACCUCAGAGCUAGAUUCAGCAUUGGUCUUGCCUUCAUCUCAGCCUACGAGUCCGAUAUGCCAAGGAGAUGCUGUUCAAGCACAGACUCUCAGCCCAGAAUCUGUUACACGGCUACUAGGCUCCCAGGAAAAAGACGAUAGAACCUUGGACUCGACAGAGCACGCGGACGUACGGCGGCCCGCUCCUGAGGGCUCAGGUCGCGGGAGCAUGACUGGUCGUGAAAACGGGCUGGACUUGGCCAAUGCUGCAGACGAUGAAAAUGACAUAACGAUCCGUCGGGAAGCAAGAACGGAUUCACCAACUCAGCGAAGCGAUCUGACCCUGCCUCUCACGCCAGACCGAGCUAGCUCACGACAGCAAACGCCCUCACUUUCACCUGUCCUCGCUGAUCCGGGCCCGUCACGCAGUCAGCCCAUCAGCAUCAGAGAGUCACCGCACCCACUCGAUGCCACAAACUUGUUGCCAAUGAACGAGCAAGACGAUGUCACUAAUCAUGUUCGAGAAGCUUCGCAAUCCAGUCAAAAUAACGUGACGAAACACACCACCAAUCUGGAACCGUUCGCAUCAUCAACGCCGCCGCUCCCGCCCCUUCGCAUUCCGAAUCGUGCUCCUGCGCCAGAGGCGCCACCAAUACAGUCACCACGCUCACCUCAAAGAACCUCAACUACAACUCAUCAAAAGAAUCAUGAUGAGCUGGUGGCCAGAACAGCAGCUGCUCAGCCUCCAACUCCACCGAGACGGCAACUUCGUGCUAGAAAAGCGGCCCAGCUCAACCCAUACACGCUCGAAGCCAUGCGCUACCAGCGAACAUUGAUCCGCAAUGACUGGCAAGAUGCAGUAGUCAGCCAGAGCGAAUGGCACCGACAGGAACGCAGAAGACUGGCGGAGGAAGCUACAAAGGCUCAGCGCGAAGUGCAAGGCGUCAACGGAUCUGAGGAGUCGCAAAACCAGUGGCUGGUGCCGAGUUCUGGUCCAAGCUCACAAGCUGACGCCGACGACAUGUCGGUGCCAUCUUCCCCACCAGCGCCUUCGAUACCGGAUGUCCUUGUCGAGAUUCCUGCCUUAGGCGAGGCAGAUCCCAGUCGUGCGCCAGCGAAUCACUCAAGAGUUCGUGCGUCACCACCAACGCCCUCGCAAAUCGGUACAUUACCAGAACUGUCAGAGAUGCUAGCUGGUCCCUCUAGGACUGGGCCCUUGCAAGCACGUAGCAAUCUCGGUAGACCUGGCCCUUCAACGCAUGCUACCUACAAAGGACCUCGCACCACGGCUCAGACACGGCAAGACGCACCAGCAUCGCAAGUAUCCAGUGCUCGAGAGUCGACCACGAAUGAGGAAGAGUCAGCACCGCUGCCUGCACCCGUACGUCGGAAGCACCCGUUGCGGGCCUUGAUAUCCUCGGACGAUGAUAAACCAGCUGCGGUGAACGAGCCAAGUUCGGUGCAUCCGGAAGCAGUCACUGUCGACUCGUCCGAAGACGAGCGGCCGGCCCCGACUUUGACCGCGCCUCGAGUGCGGCGUAGAAGCCGAUGGUCCGGAGACGGAUCGAGCAGCGACAGCACGGAUUACGAGCGGCGAUUCCGACAGCUCAAGAAGAUGAUGCCGGCCGGUAUGGCUCGCAAGCACAUUCGUGACUUGAGAGCGAUGCGGCAUGGUAAGGCGUACCAUUCUGAUGGACACGUCUCUUCUUCUUCCUCGGAUGCUCGCAAUGGCGGAAGACCGGGUUCUCGACCUCAAGUACGACCUGCAGAAACCGAACAGAUCUCCGGCGAUGAAUCCUUGCAGCCCGGUCAGACAAGGAAAAGACUUAGACGACACGACAGCCUUGAUGGCAAUGCUGCGCUCCUUAUCGAUCCCGAUUCUGAUUCAUCUUCAUCUUCGGCGUCGUCUCUGUCGUCAGAUGCUUCUAUGACGCUCACACGAACCAGCUUCGCCGAUACGAGCAUUGACAGGGAUCAUACUGCUCGGCAUGAUGAGGCGGAAGAAGUGGACGAAGCACCUCCUGCGUGGUGGUCAGUCAAUCGAUUGGACUCUUACGUUCCGUAUCGUGAAAGAGACGCCGUUGAUCGCAUGCUUAGCCGCACUGGUGGUCGCAAGCCCAGUAGUAAAACAACCGCCCGCAAGAUGACAGCGCUAUCUAGCCGCCGUCAAGCUCGACUGGACGGCUUCGUCGCUACCUAUCGUCAUCGUGAACGACAGAGCGAUUCUUCCCGAUCGCACCUUAUGGAACUCGAUCAGAACCAGCGGGGGCCACAUCGACCAUUGAUCACAGUCAACGAGAAAUAUAUCCAGCCAUGGUUAUCAAAAAGGAAGAAGAAGAAGAGGAAGUUGGACCCGAGAGUAGGGCGAACUAGUACAGCAGGGCCAAGGCACGGUCCGGUCAUAUUGCGCAAUCCUCCGGUGGUUCGCCCGCGUGUUCAACCGCGACUCGACCUCGAGCAUCACGAGGUCCUGUUCGCUCCGGAUCCUCACAGAGCUCUUGGCGCCCAUCGCAGUGAAGAAGAAGGGAAGAACGCCGGACACUUGUCAGACGACGACGAGCAAUGGCAGGACCUGGGCAGCAUUAUGAUGGACUCAACGCCAGUCGUUCUUUCCGACACGCGACUGGCUAUGCCUCGACCUCGUACAGCGGCGGCUUUGCAGCAGUAUCCUGAGCCAACACAUGUUCGUAGAGCAGCUGCAACACCAGCCCGUGCAUCGUACGCUUCUCCUUCUGCAUCUCUAGCUUCCGGUGGCCACGUUGGACUGAAUCAUCUGACCGACCACAGUCCAGGUACACCUACGCGACCAAGAUCGGAGGCAGUGUCGCACACCGCUACGCGCCCAAGAUUCGACCAGCUGCCCAGCGUAUCAAAGGCCGUCACGGUGGCGAAAGAGGGUGAAGUAUGGGAUGACUUCCAAGGCAUCAGCCUGGACUUUGGCAUCACAUCCUUGACUGGCAGCAUUGAUCUGAACGUGACGACCUCUGCACUGCUCACCCGACUUCCCGAGCUCAUCGCAUUGCCGGACCGACUCUUGCAUCGCCAGAUUAUACCUCGGACGUGGUCAGGAGACGUGCUUCGUCUGGAUGACACCGUCCUCUCCACCGACAUGGAUCACGAGAUGCUUUCUUCGAAGCUCCCUUUCUACAUGGACAAUCUGAGGCUUCACAUCAGUCGCUCAUUCGAUGCUGGAGGAAGCGAAGGUGAGCCUACCCCAAUACACCACACGAGGAAUCUCGUCGCGGACACUGGAGCUUUCCUUGGAUGCUGGCUUGUACGACAGGCUGAAGCAGUCGCAGAUGGGACAACCGAUGCAUCGUCUCUCUUGCGCAGCUAUCGAAUGAUUCUUGAAAGAGUCGAGCAGCUGCAAGCAUCAGUCCUUUCGCAGCAAGAUUCGAGUCGAGCGUCCAAGGCUUCUCGAGAAGAACGCAAACUGAUCUGCCUCCAUCUGACCUGGACCCGCUUUGAGCUUUGCUGGCGCGCAAUGGCUAUAUGCGAUGCUGAUGCGAACCACGCUUUAGAGCCGGACGCGCCAACAGUCGAGAGUCUGCUGGCCUACAGUCGGGCACUGAUGUCGAUCCUGCUACAUCAAGGACUUCACCGCUCAGUACGCAAUCUGCGCAAAGCAGCAUCGUCAAAUGCUCGCAGUGGAAUACCGCCCGCCGAGGCGAUGGACGUCGACGCAGAUACAGAGACUACAGUCUCAAUCGACGAGCCUACAUCGAUGUGGUUGGGUGUCAUCCAUAUUCUCGACUCCUUCGAAAAGAGUAGAGGUAUCGCUGACGGCCGACUCUUCUGGACGCAGUUCGAGGCAGCUUAUCACCGAUGGGACGCAUCGAUGCCGAAGCGAGCUCCUCUUCUUCGCUCUGAAAGUUUGUGGUACUGCCUGUUUGCCGUCACUACCCUUUCGCAAUUGUCGCCCAGCGGAGACGUCCAAGCAGCGCCACUUCUACGCGAGUGCUGGCCCUUAGUGACUCGAGCACUUCAUCUCGUGAAGUUUCGCUCCGAUGAAAGCAACGAGAUGGCAAUGGGCUGGCACAUGCUUGCGAAGCGUGAUGCCUACGUUAAGAUUGUGCUGCAAAGGUGUUGCUUGCUUGCGUCAGAAUUGCGAUGGACUAUGGAUGGCGCAGACAGCACGCUGGCACGCCUCUUUGACAUCUUCAAUAGUCAAAAGCUGGCGGACUUACCGACGGAGGCGGACCAUGACUUUCCUGCUUUUCUUCGAGACUUUGACGUCAAAAAGCUAGCUGUUGCUGACGCAGUGGAGGGCGAAGCAAUACAAGAUCCCAGCUUCCAUUUGUUCGUAAGACUGCUUGCCCAAGCAGGUCGGGAGCUGCGUGACUCUGCUAGUGACGCAAAGGAUGGUGAUCGCCGUGUCUCCCGACUGUUCUCACGAAUGACUCCAGUCCGUGUGAUGCCUUUUACGCGUAACGAUGUACCAACCAGUUCGCAGCGUUCCGUGCUGUUCAAUCACUACAGCGUCUUCAUGCUCUUCCUGCACCUUGUUCCCGCCUCUUCGCCGCAAAGGUUACGCCAGAUCCAAAGCUUCCUACCUGCCUUCAAGGACGCCGACUUCCUGAGUCAAGUCACAUACAUCAGAGCUAUGAUGUACGUUGCUGUUAUCUUCCGACACCACCAGCUCGACCUGACGCCUGUCACAAGAUGGUUUGGCGACACAAUCACGGUGCUUCGACGCGAAUACGAAGAGAUCGAAUCGACGACCAAGCAGUUCGAACGCCAGCAAAUGCAGCAAUCGCUUCAUCAAAAAGGGAGACAGCAACCACCACAACCGGAGUCGAUGCGAAUGGCAUCCAUCUUCGAGAACGCCCCGGCGCGACAGGCUGCGCUGCGAAGGAAGGAGGAGGUUGCGAGACUACUGGUUGUCGCGUUGCGUUCUAUCCAGCACGUCAUCAGGAACGACAACCUCGAUGGCGGAAGGACGAAUUCUGAAGGAAUGGAGGAAAGGCAGCCAGAUAUGCUGCUGCUGUCUUCAGCUUGGACACAACAGAUGCUGGAAGCGCAAAUCUCUUUGGAGCCACGCAUCGGCCAAGAAGUGCUCAAGUGCAUCCAGACUUUCCUGCUCGCUCGUAUUCGGGCUUUGCAGCCUGCAACAACCACACCAGCUACAAAUAGCGAAGAUGCAGUGCACUCUCGGGAUCAAGCUCAGCAGGCGGGAAACGAAGAGAGUCAGGACAGCUUUGCAGAGCUGUUCGAGGCAGACGACGACUUCGACUUUGAAGAUCCGAUGCUGGCUAAGCUGUUGGAUGGAGGCGAAGUCCGCCCUGCAACGGGAGGCGACCUGAGCAACGGCCCAGCGGAGACCGCGGCCGCUGAGAGGCGGAAGUGGGACCGCGAGUUUGGCUACCUCAUCAAGAACACCAUCUCACCAUCGCUGUUUCAGCUCCUUUCCAACGUCUACCAUCCUGACCGAAGGAUGGAAGCAGCAGCCACCGGCUCCGUGGUUAUGAGACUUGGAGUGACGGAACGCCUCACUGACCCUUCCUUCGACAUGCCUGGCGAAGCGUCACGCACUUCGGCAUCGCGCCGGAAGAUGGACCAGCUGGUGAAGGCCGCCGAAGCGCGACAGUUCCUUGAACUUGUGGUGGAUUGCUGGGCUGGCUGUGCUCAUGUCCUCGUUUCAAAUGGUCUCAGAGAAUGGAGUUCGUACCUCGGCUUCGGCAACGAGUCAUGGAAGCGAAUCGACGAUCCCAUUGGCAGACGAGACGUCGGCCUGCGUUUCCUCCAGAACGUGGUCAGUCUGGACCCAUCAGCCGUGGAGAGAAAGGAGUACGAGGUGGAGUUGAUAGCAGUCUGGAUCCAGACCGCGGUCGCUCGUGUGUUGUCCGUGCAGGAUGUGUACACGAUGUCACUGAUUCAGGCCGCAAGUCAAGCUCAGGGUAAGGCUCCACUACUGUCGGCCUUGGCUGAACCGUGGACUGCUGUCCUCCGCAGCGGAAUGGAGGCCAACAGUGAUACUCUGUUCGAGAGCGGACACACACCGCCAGCAUUCGACCUCGACACAUUCACCUCGCAGCGUCAAGCACUCCUAAGUAGCUGUUUCGACUGGCUCUCUUCCUCGCUCGCAGCCGGAACAGCAAGCAUCGGCACCGCAUACUCCAUCCUGUCCGCUCUAUUGUCUUCGCUCCGAGCAUACAUCGAAGACACACCAGCUUCCGAAGCUGGAGGGAACAGGGAAUACCUCCUGUUUUGCGAGACAGUCUUGUCAGAUCUGGAAAGCAAGCUUCGCGAUGCGUCAGUGCUCAAUUCCUUGCGGAGCGAGUUUGAUGCUGCAACUCAACUUGUCAAGAAUCGAUUGUCGGCCAUCAACGCAUCCGCCACGGAGGCCCAUCUCUGA
This is a messenger RNA of Ustilago hordei, 6657 nucleotides long. RefSeq lists its product as uncharacterized. The transcript has a single exon. The coding region runs from base 1 to 6657 and encodes 2218 amino acids. Gene Ontology annotation, cellular component: nucleus; Cul8-RING ubiquitin ligase complex. Lineage: Eukaryota; Fungi; Basidiomycota; Ustilaginomycetes; Ustilaginales; Ustilaginaceae. The record is from RefSeq and is a predicted model, not a curated record. Gene Ontology annotation, biological process: replication fork processing; double-strand break repair via homologous recombination.